UUUUUUAAUGUUUGCGUCAUUCACAAACAGCAAAUAUUUGGAGACUAACCAAGGAAACAGUCAACAAAAGAAAAGUAUAAAAACAAUUCAUAGUUAUUCAGUCAUUGUUCCACUUUCUAUUUUGUCCAACUCUGGAGAUAAUUGAUUGGAAUCAGUGCUGUGCAUAACAGAGACAUGUAACAAGUGUCAACGAGGCAUCGUUUAGUUCGAAAGUAAAUACCAAAACAACUUUUAUACAAUAGCUUUUUUUUAUUUCAAAGUACACAAAAUAAUUCUCCAUUGGUUACAGAAGGAAAAAGUUGCAGCUUGAAAAAAAAAUGGAAUAAAAUUGACUAGAGACACAUCACAACAGCUAUUUUGUUUCGGUAUUUGUUUCAUUGGCUAAGUUCCACGAGGAUGGUAAUGAUGUAGAAUACAUAGUCAUCUUUUGGUGACACUAGAAAAGUUUCCACAUGGACGUUGCGAUAACCAAGGCGAUGUAUGUCUAUGUAGUUCUCGUUAUCUGCCUGGCCGUGUCCGUAGCUGGACAAUGUCCAGCAUCUACUCUAUGCUCCCAGUGUGACCCAGGAGGCCGGGCAGUGUGCGGCUCCAUUUGCCCCGUGAACAUCCCGCUACCCCUGGAUAUUAUUUACCUGAGCGUGAGUAACGGGACCUGUGACAACUGGGUGAAGCUUGCCCUGAUCAGAUCAGACUACUUCCAGACGUACAACAGCCUGCAUGUGCUCAACUUAACAUCUGCCCACGUGGAAAGGCUCUUCGCUUCUCCAUUCACAGGAAUGCCGAACGUCAAAGACAUGGAUCUGUCCCACAACCUGAUCAAAAGUUUCUCCGUGACCGCCUGGGCCGGCAUCUCCUUGCUGGAAACACUGGACCUGAGCUACAACAACAUCUUGGGAGUUCUAUCUGCGCCGUUCUCAAAGCUAACCUCUCUCAAACAUCUGAACCUGUUUAACAACAACUUCUCUGUCUCACUGACCAACACGUCCUUUGGCGGACUAACGAAUCUGGAAACCUUAAAUCUAGGCAAUAAUCCUCUCUCUUACGUCGAUGGAAGUGUUUUCCAGCCAUUGGUUAGUAUAAUUACAAUCGAAAUGAAAAAUAUGUCAAUGACAAGCAUAGCCAGUAAACUUUUCAGUGAUUUAAAUACAUUGAGAAACGUUGACGCUUCAGAGAAUAAAAUAUCUUUUGUUGCUGGCGACUUCUUGACUGGCACAUCUUUAGAUUUACUAAAUCUGUCAAACAAUUUUAUAACUUCUAUUCCAACUGAUGCUUUCAGAAAUUCUCUUGCUCCACCUAAAGUAAUAAACUUGAGUAACAAUAAAAUUACUCAGAUCUCAAGUAUCGAUUUAAAAGGACUAAUAGUGAACAGACUGGAUCUAAGUGGCAAUCCAAUAACUACAGUCGCUGGCGACGCCUUUGACGGAACAUCCAUCUCCUACAUAGAUCUCAGCAAUACAGGAUUGACAUCUUUGCCUAAUGCUACAGAGGCGUGGCUCAAAGGGAGUACCUCAACGAUAGACCUGACUAGCACUAACUGGCUGUGUGAUUAUACCAGUCUAUGGUUUGCACGUCUACUCCAGACCAAAAGUAACAUCAAGUCUCCAACGUGCACUGGCAAGUACAGUGGUACAACUCUAAAAGACUCUUGGUCACAGCUGGAAGCAGAUUGUAUGACUACCACAACGAUUACUACCACUACAACUACAACUCCAGACACAACAACUACGCCAACCACAACUACAACCACGCCAACUACAACAACUACUACGCCAGCUACACCUACCACAACAACCACAUCUACCACAACAUCAACGUCAACAACAACCACAUCAGCGUCAACUAGUACAACACCAACAGCUACAUCAACGACAACUAGUACAACACCAACAACCACAUCAACGACAACCACCACUACACCUUUAACUACUACAGAAGCGACUACUAUGUCAACCAGCACGUCACCAACGACAACAACCGUCGCAGCACCAACAACUUUCAAAGCUAUGCUGACGACAUUGCAGACACCACCACUGACACCAACGACACCCCAACCUCAGUCCACAGUUCAGGCGCCACCACCGCAGAACCCAAAUUUAUCAGGAAACAGCCAACCUAUCCCGGCUGCCCCUUCUACCACUAGCGACAUUGUCCAGAUGAUGCCCAUCGUCUUAGCCGUGAUGUCCACCAUAGCCUUAUGCCUGGCCGUGGCUGGCCUCAUUGCAGGCUGCUAUCUCUGCCGUAAGACCGACAAAAUAAUAAGUCAUGCAGUGAAACCUCACAGCAUGAAGUUGGCAUGGCAACAGGAUUAACACACAAUGAAACAUUACGAUUGAAAUAGAAUUUCUUACUGAAGUCAUCCUUUCAAAAUGAGAGUUCAAGACAAUGAACAACUAGGAAAACUAAUAUAACAGAAGAGUUUUUAGAUGUGCUAUUUUUUAGAUGUACAUGCUAUACGUUUGUUAGUAUAAAUGAAUAUUCAAAUUUGUCAAAUCAAAAUGAUGUUACUUAUUCCAGUGGAUGUUUUAUUAUUAUUAAGACAAAACCUGAUGCAAUGUGCAUCGCUUUCUGUAUCUCUCACUCUCUCUAGUUACGCAUGAUCUUAUCAAAGUUGUAUUUUCUUUGUAUGCUCUCAUGUAAUGUUCAUUAUUUUGUUAUGACUGACACGUCGUUUGUGAUAUGGCACUGUUAUAUGUAACAUGUUAUAUGUAAAUAGAUUGUCAAUUCAACAUAACAUUAUGACUAACUGCUUCUCGAAAAAUGUUUCCAAUAGCAUGCACAACUUUGAAACUAAUAUCCGCAAAAUGCACAUUUUAAAGUUUGAUGUUUAAAAGUAGAUAAUUCAAUACUUUACAAGCUAUGUUACUCUUGCUUUUGUAAGACUCAAACCUGCUAGUGUCAAAACUAUUUAAUUAAAGGGCUUAUAGUUAUUAUUUCCGUGAACUAGGAGUUUCAAAUAAUACAAUGUUCCCAGGUUUACAUCUAUAUAUGUCAAUAAACGUCAAUGUAAACGUCAAUAAGAUAUGGGUCACAAAAGGAAAGGAUUUUCGGCAAUGAUCUGGUAAAACACUAUUUCAGUACAGCCCCAAUGUUCAUCGGGUAUACUUUGAAACUGAACAGUGCACUCUAAAGAACAUCUAGAGAUUAUAAGCAUAUGCAGACUAAUUAAAACUCUUUGAUUCAACUUUUUUGUUAUUAUUAUUGUUAUUAUUAUUUCUUCACCUAAUAUUUAAUAAGUGUUUAUUAUUUGUUGUUGUUUUUUAACGUUUUUUUUAUUUCAUACAUAUUUAAACGGUUCGACUAUUUGAUAACCAAGCAAAUAUUGUUGUGAGCAUAUAAACAGUAUUAUUGUUAAUAUUAUAGAAUUCAGUAUUAUUUUACUUUAUUAUUAUUAUUUUAUGAUAUAUUUUUGCAAGCAGAAUGCGAUGUUGUUGAUUUGUAACAAAGCUAAUUAGAAAGCAAUAAACCAAAUGAAAUUUUUA
Molecule: messenger RNA, 3479 nt
Organism: Biomphalaria glabrata
Lineage: Eukaryota; Metazoa; Mollusca; Gastropoda; Planorbidae
Product: leucine-rich repeats and immunoglobulin-like domains protein 2
Exons: 1
Coding region: 453-2309 (618 amino acids)
Molecular function (GO): protein binding
Source: RefSeq, a predicted model, not a curated record